This is a messenger RNA of Clarias gariepinus (North African catfish), 4036 nucleotides long. It is a transcript of the gene gsap, whose product is annotated as gamma-secretase activating protein. Gene Ontology annotation, biological process: positive regulation of amyloid-beta formation. The record is from RefSeq and is a predicted model, not a curated record. The coding region runs from base 303 to 2873 and encodes 856 amino acids. Gene Ontology annotation, cellular component: trans-Golgi network. The transcript is spliced from 31 exons. NCBI's taxonomy places the organism in Eukaryota, Metazoa, Chordata, Actinopteri, Siluriformes, Clariidae.
GUGAGCCAGUCGCGCGCAUAGACACACUAAGCAUGUCCGAGGUUUGUGUGCGCGCGCGCGUGCUUAGAGAAGGUGCGUGACGUACGAAAUUAUGACGCAGCCGUAAAUGCGGACGCCGCCGCCCACAUGUGUGACUGGAUGUACGGACUGUAAAGUUUGGCAGGUUGACAUGUCCGCUAAAAUCCCACCUGGUUUGUUAAACACUGAGAAGUGACACACCGGAUCAUUUCCUGACUCCAGUCAGCAGUUUGACUCCACCGUGUCUGAGACAGGAACACACACACACACACACGGGGAGGAACAUGCUGCAGUUAGCGACAACGUUCGACGUUAACAGAGACGUUGUUCCGGGACUUUUAGCGAAAGAGGACAUAGUUAGGAGCUGCAGAGAGAAUGUGCUGGUUGCUGACACUCAAAUCCUCAACUUUGAGAGGGAUGAAGGUGUUGUGUAUUGCUGGAGAGGAGCCACAGGGAACACUAGAAUUGGCAAAUAUGACCCUUAUACCAAACAAAAUAAGCUGCUGUAUACUUUUGACAAGCAAGUGUGCAUUAACAGUUGCUCUCUAAAUAAAGAAGAAACACUGCUGGUGGUCAGUCUGACACGGUCAGUGCAGGGAGGAGAGGAUUUUAAACCAGUUUCAAAAUACUUGACUCUUCUUAUUGAAAUACAUCCCAUUAACAACACUAAGGUUAUAAAAGCUGUGGAUUGCAAGGUCAAAGUUCAGUUUCUGUAUCCUCACAUGGCAAAGAGCGCUGAAGUGCUGGAAAGUCAUUUAUUGGUGGCAGCAGAAGAUGGAUAUAUUGACCACUACCACAUACAACUGAGGAGGCAGGAAGGCUAUAAAGUUGUGAUCUCUGAGCAUCUGGUGAAAGACAGAGUGACAGAUGAGUUCUGCUGGGUUCAGUGGGAUUCAGACACUCAGAGACUCUUCUUCCUCACAAGCAGGGAGAAAUAUGUUCUCAAGUGUGUCCAGUUUUACUCUGAUGACAGUUUUGAGACCCUGUUUGAACUCCCCUUGGAGCUACCUAUUAAUCCUUUCACGUCUGUGAUGUUUAUUAAUUUUGGAUAUGAUCACUACCAAGAGCGGGAAAGUGAGGGAAUGAAACUGAGGGUAUUUACAGAGAGAACUGGGAUCAUGUGUGUGUGCUAUAGCCAUCCUCAGUGUGGUGUUGAGGAUUACACAUAUACUAUUGCAUUUGUACACAGCGGUUUCAGUAAGACAUUUACUGUAGCACUUGAGCCAGGCAGCAUGCCAAACAUCCAGCCAAUCUUCAUCUUUUUGGGUCACUAUGUUGUUGUUUAUCUGCCUGGCAAUUUCCUUCAUCUGAUCAACUGCAGGCAGCAGGACCUGCUCUGCCACAGUCUCUUUCUGUCAGGUGCUGAUGCCCAUGUGGAUCUAUUGGGAGUUAACAGUGGUUUAAUGAGCGUUUCCAGUCACAAGCUGCUGGAUGGGUGGAUGGGCAGGAUAUACACCAUUAGCCUCAGCCAUGAUUUUUUGCUCCAGCUGCUUAGCCCUAACCGGCCCGAGGCACAACGUCUUGCAUCACUGCACUGUCUGCUGGUCCACAUUGGACCUGACCAGGACCUAGAAAAGAAGAUCAUCUAUUGGAUUAGUGAAAACAUGAUGAGCUUUAGUGCUUUUGAUCAGAUUCAGGAGUUUUUUCUGGGUUCUCUGUACAAGACAUGCUGUCACCACUCUCUCAGUCUGAACAAAGUGCUUCCAUAUUCAUCUGUGUUUGAGAAGAAGGACCUCCCUGUAGCGCUGACUGCCAUUCCUGGUGUGAAGUGCACACCCGAGCUGCUCACUCAGCCAGUAAUUAAAAGGAAGGCCAGGAGUCUGCAGGGCUACUGGAAUGAGUUACAGUGGAUUAUUGAACGGACAAAAUAUUUUGAGACCGUGCCUAACCCAAGGUACCGUUUCUCCCAGAUCAAGAAUGACUGGACCAAAUUACAAGCAGCACUGAACUCAGAGAAAAAGAAAGCACCUAACUGCUUGCAACAACUUGAGGAAAACACCAAAAAAGUUCUGUCUAUGGUUGAUACAUGGCAUUUGGAUAAGCGAGCUGUUCCUCUGUUUCAGGAGGUGGACCAGCCCCAGAGGGCACUAGUGGGUCUGACAGUGGAUAAGCUCAGAGGACAUCUGAACAAACAUCUGCCACAGCUGGGGAGGAAAAAGAUUGAAAAUCUGGUGGUGAACUACAUGGCCAAGUUGCUGGAGCUCAUCAGACACAUGUUGGAGACUCUGUGGCUGAAGCUGGACUUGGGUCGCACUGUGCUUAGCCUUAAACAGCAAGGUAGCUCGGAGGAACAGACAAUAUUUCAUACGAUGUGUCGGAUUCUGGAAGCAGCUGAAGGACUUUGUCUUCCCCUCCCUCCUGGUUACGCUACACUUUUAAGUAUGCUUGGUGUACGCUGUCUGCCUCGUCACACCUUCUUACUGUAUGCGGACCAUGGUAUUCUACAACUCACUGAGGCUUUUGUGUCACUCCUUAUGACAGACCUAGAUAACAGUAAUAGCAGUGAAGAACUGAAGUUCAGUGUUCUGAAAAGACUUCCUGAGCGCCUGGCCCCGAGAGUGUGUCAGCUUUGGGAUCAUCCUAUCAGCUCAGCAUGCAUCACCAGACAGUGUGUGAGAAGACUACUAGAGAAAUACAUCAAGACCAAAGCAUCUGUGCAGUUGGACAGAGAAAAACUGUGCUCGCGUCCUGAGUUUCUGCCACUAAAUUACCUUGUUGCUAUUCUCUUAGACAUGGAAGAGCAAGGUAUGCAAGCUACAAAUCCCUUUGAGGAGCAGGAGAAAGUGGAUGCCAGUUUUGUGGAGGAAAUCGCACUAAAACAAACACUGAUCAAGCUGGGUUUUGAGGGCAAGUGAACAGAAGUGAAGUGGAGGAAUAACAACCUGAAAACUAUUGAUAUCUAUCACAGCAUGCAUGUGUAGCACAUAUGCUGCAUAGUAAUAAACACUGUUUAUUAUCUAUUACAUUUAUUUGAGAAGCACAAACCCUCACACACACAUGCAUGCAACCCCACUCCUUGCUGAUUUUGAUUAAAGAUGUUAUGUAGGUGGAAAUCUGUACCAGCUGCUUGAUCUUUCUAAAGAGAGGGUUUUAAGAUUUUUUAAUUAAAUAGGUGAAAUAGUCUAAAGGGAUUUAACAUGUUUACAUGCCAGUUUGUGUACACAAAUGUGUACAAAAGUAUUUGGCCAAACCUGUUGAUUAUUGAAUUCAGGUGUUUCAAUCGGCAGACCCCAGUAAAGGGCAAUCUUAAUAUUUCAGCAUACCAAGAUGUCUUGGACAAUGCUAUGCUUCUUAUUUGAUGGAAACAGUUUGGGUAAAGCCCUUUUCUAUUCCAACAUGACAGUGUCCUAGUGCACAAAGCAAGGACUAUAAAGUCAUGGUUUGAUGAGGUCAGAGUGGAAGAACUUGCAGCAUAGAUGCCUGACCUCAACCCCAUCAAGCACCUUUGGGAUGUACUGGAACGGAGAUUGCGCGUCAGGCCUUCUCGUCCAGCAUCAGUGUCUGACCCCAUAAAUGCUCUACAGAAUAAAUGGGCAUGACUUCCCUCAGAAACACUCCCAACAUCUUGUGGACAGCCUUCCAAGAAGAGUGACAAGCUGUUAUAGCUACAAAUAUAUAUAGAUCUUACCUUUUAAAGGUUUGGACACUGAUUUUUAUACCAUGGUCUUUGCUGAUUUUUAUUACUUUCUACACUGUAAAACAAUGCUAAAGGUGUCCAAAAUAUUCAAUAAUCCCCUGUGAAAGAGUCAAUGUUGAGUUAUAAUCUGUAAAGCCUUCAUAAUGGCUCUAAUCUGAGGUGCUGUUAAUUGGUGAUUUUGAAGCUGGUAACUCUAAAUGAACUUCUCCUAUGCGGCAGAGCUAAAUUUCAAUCUUUUCAGGGAUAGUCUUUAUGAGCCAGAUUCAUCACAAUGUUUUAUGAGUGUUGCAAAUGCACUUGACAAAACUGUUCUUGCAGUGUAUGAACUAUCCAGAACAACUUACCUUUAUCUUUCCAAAUAAAAAUUGUUUGUGUUCCUUA